AUGGCCUCCGCAGGCGACGAGCCCUCGAGGCCGCCCGCGCCCCGAGACGAAGAUGCCCCCGACUCGUCCAAGGUGCGCCGCACCGUCAUCGAGAAUGCCCGCUCCGCCGCCUCCAAGGAGCAGUCCAUGACGCUCCUGCAGGGCCUCAAGCUCUACCCCAAGGCUGUCGCCUGGAGUCUCCUCAUCUCCACCUGCAUCGUCAUGGAGGGAUAUGACAUAAGUCUUGUCAACAACUUCUACGCCUUUCCCCAAUUCACGCGCAAAUAUGGCGUACAACUGCCAAAUGGUUCCUACGAAGUCCCUGCUUCCUGGCAAGCAGGCCUAAGCAAUGGCGCCCAAGUCGGAGAAAUCAUAGGCCUCUUCAUCAAUGGUUUCGUCUCGGAGCGCUUCGGCUAUCGGUAUACCGUCUUGACCUGCCUCGUCCUCGUCGCCGCCUUCACCGCCAUCUUCUUCACCGCCGCCAAUGUCCAGACCCUCCUCGUCGCCGAGAUCCUGUGCGGCAUCCCCUGGGGCAUCUUCCAGACCCUCACCGUCACGUACGCCUCCGAAGUCUGUCCCGUCGCCCUGCGCGGCUACCUCACCACCUAUGUCAACUUUUGCUGGGGCCUCGGCCAGGAGAUUGGCAUUGGCGUCAUCCGCGCCAUGCUGAGUCGCGACGACGAAUGGGGGUUUCGCAUCCCCUACGCCCUCCAGUGGAUGUGGCCCGCGCCACUCUUCAUCGGCAUCUGGUUCGCGCCUGAGUCCCCCUGGUGGUUGGUCCGUCGAGGCAGGACUCAGGAGGCCAAGUCGUCCCUGUUGCGCCUGACCAGCCUCGACCGCGAGACCGACUUUGACGCCGAUGAGACGGUGGCCAUGAUGGUCCACACGACAGCGCUCGAGGAAAAGAUGACCACUGGCGCCACCUACUGGGACUGCUUCAAGGGCGUCGACUUGCGCCGGACCGAGGUUGUGUGCAUGACCUGGGCCAUCCAGAACCUGAGCGGCAACUCCUUCUCCAACUACUCGACUUACUUCCUUAAGCAGGCCGGUCUACCGGAGAAAACGUCGUACUCGUUUGCUCUGGGCCAGUAUGCAAUCAACAUGGUGGGCGUGUUUGGUGCGUGGGGUCUCAUGACGCUGGGCAUCGGCCGCAGGUCCCUCUAUCUGUACGGGCUGUGCGGGCUGUGUGCCAUGCUCCUCGUCCUGGGGUUCCUCGGCCUCGUCCCCGAGGCGCACCGCACGGAGGCGUCGCUGGCCACGGGGAGCAUCAUGAUUGUCUGGGCCCUGAUUUAUCAGCUCACCGUCGGCACCGUGUGUUACUCGCUCGUCAGCGAGCUGUCCUCGCGGCGGCUGCAGAUCAAGACAGUGGUGCUGGGCCGGAACCUCUACAACAUCGUGGGCAUCAUAACCGGCGUCUUGACGCCAUAUAUGCUGAAUCCAAGUGCGUGGAAUUGGAGCAACUUUACCGGCUUCUUCUGGGCGGGCAUAUGCUUCUUGUGCAUCAUCUACACAUACUUUCGCCUGCCGGAGCCAAGAGGCCGCACCUUUGCAGAGUUGGAUGUGCUUUUCGAGAAGCGCGUGAGUGCCAGGAAGUUUUCCACGACAGACGUGGAUGUUUUCCACGAGACGGUAGAGGAACAGGUGAUGGACCGGUACGAAGUCAUUGUCGACAACAAGGCGCCAGCCGACAAGGCAUGA
Hirsutella rhossiliensis is the source of this 1677-nucleotide messenger RNA. RefSeq names its product sugar transporter domain-containing protein. The coding region runs from base 1 to 1677 and encodes 558 amino acids. Lineage: Eukaryota; Fungi; Ascomycota; Sordariomycetes; Hypocreales; Ophiocordycipitaceae. Gene Ontology annotation, molecular function: carbohydrate:proton symporter activity. Gene Ontology annotation, cellular component: membrane. The record is from RefSeq and is a predicted model, not a curated record. The transcript has 5 exons. Gene Ontology annotation, biological process: carbohydrate transport; transmembrane transport.